Messenger RNA from Phycodurus eques (leafy seadragon), 691 nucleotides. RefSeq names its product mediator complex subunit 11 (gene med11). The transcript is spliced from 3 exons. The coding region runs from base 44 to 493 and encodes 149 amino acids. Gene Ontology annotation, cellular component: mediator complex. Gene Ontology annotation, biological process: regulation of transcription by RNA polymerase II. NCBI's taxonomy places the organism in Eukaryota, Metazoa, Chordata, Actinopteri, Syngnathiformes, Syngnathidae. Gene Ontology annotation, molecular function: transcription coregulator activity. The record is from RefSeq and is a predicted model, not a curated record.
GUCUGAGAGGGCGACCCGUAGAAAAGCCUCAAGAUGGCGGCCAAUGUACGCAUGCGCAGUAUGGCUUACUGGCAGCGCCCGCAAUAUAUUGGGAGUUUUUUGGGCGGACUUGACGACUUUGAAGCGUUUGUUGAUGGCGAACGAGCGCCUGCGAGCUCUGGAGGAGGUGGAGAAGGAGAUCGCCAUGGUGCUGCAGUGUGCCGGCAACAUCCUGAUGGAACUUUCCAAAGACAAACACAACGCCAGCCUGCUGGACAGACAGCUGGUCCAGUUCCAGAGCUCAGUCAACCGAGUGGAGGGCGAACUGAGCGGCCAAAUCCGCUACCUGACACAGGUUGCCACUGGCCAACCUCACGAGGGGUCCACCUACUCAUCCAGGAAGGACUGCCAGAUGGCACUCAACAGAGCAGAGUACGCCAAAGUCAAACUGGGAGAACUGGGCCGGACCUGCGAGGUGAUGUUGGAGCAGCCGCCGCCAUCGCAGCUAACAUGAAGAGAGGACCACUUGUUUUCUUCAUCUUUAUUCAGACAAACGCUUGAAUGAGACAACUCGCACCGUGAAUGCUUUUGGACUGCACAAAGAGUCCGGUUACGAAUUGGAAUGCAUCGAUGUUCUCUGGUCAGCCGUUAAAACAAACCUCUCGAUGCUGCGUGUUUGUGUACGAAUAAACGCAUUGCCACUGUGGCCUGG